Olea europaea var. sylvestris is the source of this 1401-nucleotide messenger RNA. RefSeq lists its product as uncharacterized. The coding region runs from base 231 to 1211 and encodes 326 amino acids. The transcript is spliced from 7 exons. The record is from RefSeq and is a predicted model, not a curated record. Lineage: Eukaryota; Viridiplantae; Streptophyta; Magnoliopsida; Lamiales; Oleaceae. Gene Ontology annotation, cellular component: nucleus; cytosol.
CUGAUGGACUCAGUCCUCGAAAUUACAUACACACGCCUUUUCAAUUGAUGAUGUUUGUUUGCAAAGCUUUUGCCAGCUCAAUCUGUUCCCCUUGAACAAAAGCCCAAAAUGAAUACUCUUUUUCUCUCUCUCACGCAGACGCUAUAAGAAACCCACUUCAUUAUUUCUUCCUUUUUAACUCUCUUUAUCGGAUCUCCUCUAUGCAGGCAGAGGGCGUUUGAGGAGAGAGAAUGAGCGAAGUGAGAAAGAGAAAGAAUAUGGAGAACGGUUGUGCCAUGUUUUUCAGCGAUGAUGAGGUAAGAGAUAUGACUGGAUUCAAUCGGUGCGAUGAUUACGUGGAGGUGACGUGUGGGUGCACCAGCCAUACCUAUGGUGAUGCUGUUGGAACGCUUAGGGUUUUCGUUUCGGGUGAUCUUGAAAUCCACUGUGAAUGCACUCCUGGUUGCCAAGAAGGUUUUUUUUAUAUUCGUUUACGCAUCAUUUAUCCAUACGAGUCUAUUUGUGUACGCACAUAUAAACACGAAAGCAGAUGCAUAAGCAUCAUGUGCAAUGUCGAUUGGCCUAAGGUUAUUCUGCUUGGAUGCAUGAUAUACCUAUUCUGUGAGAGAAAGUGUCCUGCAUUAUACUUUGCUAGCAGUUACGAUUUUGUUGUUUGUGUAUGCUUGAUACAGAGUUCUGUUACACUGUUUUCAGAAGUCAUAAACCUUUAUGUCAUCAUUUAUGGAGCUCAAUGGUUGAUCCUCCUCCUUAGUUGGAGGGCACUGAGCUACAAUGAGCAAACACAGUUGUUAAAUGUUCUCAAAUUUCUGUUAUUGUUAUCCUUCAAAGCAUGUAUAAAUGUAAUGCCUCAAUGGAAAAGUGAGAAAUCGGGCUGCAUAAAAGGAUCAUUGACACAUGAGCUCAAGUCUUUGUUAGGUAGCAGUUUGUUCCAAGAUCAAGUUUAUGAAAAAAUGCCAGGAAAAGUUCCUGCAAAUACAAUUCUGUUGGCCAAUAUAAGAUAUAUUGCAAUUGACUGUUAUACAUUUUUAUGCAUCAGAAUUACGUGUGACGAUGAUGAAGAACGAGCAAGCCGCAGAGUGUACAGGGGCUGCACUCGCUCUCCAACAUGCAAAGGAUGCACUACCUGUGUGUGUUUCGGAUGUGAAGUUUGCCGUUUCUCAGACUGCAGCUGCCAGACCUGCUCAGAUUUCACAGAGAAUGCUAAGGCUUAAGCCGGCCAUCCAGAUAUUGCUUUUUAUAUACUAAUUUAUUGCAACCUCUCUUGCUAUCUAUCGUUAAUUAUUGAAAUCUGAGCUCAUGUAAGUAGAGCUUUUGCAUACUUUUCUUCUUUAAAUUGAAUUUUCAUUUCACCUAUAAGAUUUUAAUUCUUUCGUUUUAUAUUGAAGUGUUAAUUCUGGUUAA